Molecule: messenger RNA, 732 nt
Organism: Euleptes europaea (tarantolino)
Lineage: Eukaryota; Metazoa; Chordata; Lepidosauria; Squamata; Sphaerodactylidae
Gene: OAZ3
Product: ornithine decarboxylase antizyme 3
Biological process (GO): positive regulation of protein catabolic process
Cellular component (GO): cytoplasm; nucleus
Molecular function (GO): ornithine decarboxylase inhibitor activity
Source: RefSeq, a predicted model, not a curated record
UCUUGGAUCAGGAGGAGGAGGCUACGGAACUGCCUUUGCCCUUUCAAUUCCCCCUUCCCCUAUUUCGACUAUCUCUACAAGUGUCGCCUUAAAUAUCGGCGGAAAAUGACACCUUUUGAGAGGAGCUCAACCCUUACCCAGCGUGAGCGCUUGAGUAUCAGGCCCCGUCGCUGCCCGCAGUGUUCCGAGUUCGAGGGCCGCUGCCCGGCCGACGGAAGCACCACCGAAAGAGACAGCGCGAGCUUAAAAGAGGUAUACAAGGCUGGGAAUCUGACCGUCCUCGCUGGGGAUCGCGAGCUUCCCGACAGCCCGGUCCAAUUGGACUUCCAUUUCAAGCUUGGCACCCAGGACACAGCUCAUUGGCACGGCUUACUGCAUGGGCAUACGCUCUUCCUCGACGCCCCUCACCUGGCCCUGGAACGCUGCAGCCGCGAAAGCUUGACUGCGACCCUGGAAUACGUGGAAGAAGAGACGGACGUGGACCGGGUGUUCGUCAACUUUCGCAAAUGUCGAUCUGACCAUGGCAACCUGCUCCGGGCAUUCAGCUUCUUGGGAUUCGAACUCGUUCAACCAGACCAUCCUGCCCUCCCACCUUGGACGGAUGUCGUUUUCAUGGUGUACCCCCUGGAGCGGGAAUUGGGCCCGAAAGCGGCACAAGAGUCACCUAAUUUAGGGGCACCAAAUGGAGAGGAGGGGUCUGCACUUGUAGAAAGCAUCUCCAACCCAACUUGA